AUGGCAACAAAAGCUAAAGAAACUACUGCCAUUGGGAAGGAGAAGAAGGCCCCAUCAUCAAAUUCUCACAUUACAACCACCAAAAGGACCACUAAACCAUCCACAACAACAAAUAACUCAACUAAGAAGGCAAACUCAAUCCCAAUAGAGAAAAACACCCCCAACUAUCUAAAGCCCACAUUAAGCUCACGCCUUGAAUCCCCAUCCCUCAAACACCCCAAGAGUGACACUCCCAAUAAGCCUUCUCCAAAUAGAAGAAAUUCUUUAGACAAGCCACUUCCCUCUUCAAAGUUAACCAAACAAACACAGCCCUCUUCUUCAAGACUACAAUGCCCACGAGAGAGGUCCUUAUCACUUGGAUCAUCCAUUGGCCCAAUUAAUAGAAGUACAUACUCCUCCAAACCCAUUUCAGGUAGGACCUCAAAUACCCCAAGUGAAGUUAAAGCUAAGCCACUAGUUGCUAAGAGCACAAAGAAAAGCACCCCUAGCACUAAGAAAGUAGCUAAUAAUAAUGAGAAUGCUUCUGCUAUCUCAUCAAAGAGAACUUCUAUAGAAACUUCAACUGUUGAAAGUGAGCAAGUUAAAGAAGUUACAAGUCAAGAAUUUGAAGUAAUAAAGGUGGAGAAUGAAGAGCACAUACGUGAGAUUGAACAUGUAACUGAUAUUUUACUUGAUGUUGAUUCUGAACAUGAGCUUGGACAUGUUCAUGGGAUUGACAACUUUCAUCCAACUCAUGAUCAAGUUGAUGAUGAAGAAAGGGUCAUUUCAACGGUGUCAGAAGCUGAUGAAGCAGAAAAGGAGCCACAAGAAGUGAGAGAAAAUGAUUUGGAACAACAUGAAUUAGAAGAAGAGAAUAUAAAACAAGAUGAAGGCAACAAUAAUGAGAGUGAUCAACAAGAAGUCCAUUCUUCAACUGAAGGAGAAAUUAAUGUUAAUGGAAACGAAAAUGAAGAUGAAGGUGAAGGUGGAAUGAUUAUAAUAGAAGAUCAUAAAAGUGAAAACAAAAAUAAUGAGGAAGCAAUAGAGGAAAAAAAGGAAGAUGUUGAAAGUGUUGAAGAGGCUAAGGUGGAACCAACACAAUUAAGGCAACAAUUAGGAGCAAGUAGACAAGGGAGCAAGAAGGAGUCUCAAGUAUCUAAUGAUGUGAUUGAGGAAACUGCAAGCAAGCUUUUGGAGGCAAGGAAGAACAAGGUGAGGGCAUUGGCUGGGGCAUUUCAAACUGUUAUUGAUUAUCAAACCACAUCCAAAUGA
Molecule: messenger RNA, 1251 nt
Organism: Abrus precatorius (Indian licorice)
Lineage: Eukaryota; Viridiplantae; Streptophyta; Magnoliopsida; Fabales; Fabaceae
Product: microtubule-associated protein RP/EB family member 1-like
Exons: 1
Coding region: 1-1251 (416 amino acids)
Molecular function (GO): calmodulin binding
Source: RefSeq, a predicted model, not a curated record